CGUCAUAAAGUCGAGCAGCAGGCCUCGCCCCCCUGCAUUGCAGCACCCACCUCUCCGCAGCGCACUUCACGCACAACAGCGAGACGAGCCAGGAAACCGCGCAGUCAUGCUGCUCUUAACUCUACUCUUCGUGUCCGCAGUGGCAGCGACCCCCCUGCUGGGGACUGAGCAGUGCGCCCGAGGCCCCACCUACUGGUGUCAGAAUGUGAAGGCAGCGUCUCUGUGCGGCGCUGUGACCCACUGCCAGCAGAAUGUCUGGAGCAAGCCCCAGAUGAAAUCCGUGCCAUGUGACUUGUGUAAGGAGGUGUUGACCGUGGUGGAUCAGAUACUGAAGGACAAUGCCACUGAGGCCGAGGUUCUCGGGUACCUGGAGAAGGCCUGCCAGCUCAUCCCGGAUAAAGGGGUGACUGCAGAGUGCAAGGAGAUGGUGGAUAACUACUACCCCGUCCUCAUGGGAAUCAUUAAAGGGGAACUGGAGGAUCCCACUGUGGUAUGUGGAGCCUUGGGGUUGUGUCAGUCACAGCAGGUAGCCAUGGCGACGGCUCACGCCCAGGAGCAGCUUGUAUCCAAUGAAAUCCCUCAGAUGGACCUCGCCCAGCAGGUGUCCCCCUUCCUGCUCAAUGUGCCCGGCCUCCUCUAUCCUCAGAGCCCCGAACAAGAGGCUCCAAAGCAGGAAAAUGAUGCCGUGUGCGACGACUGCGUCAAGUUCCUGACCGACGCUCAAACCGAAGCCAAAGCAAACACCUCCUUUGUCAACUCUCUCAUCGAGAAUAUUGAGAACCAGUGUGACCUGCUUGGAUCAGGCCUGUCUGCAAUGUGCAAGCAGUAUGUGGACCAGUAUGGCAGCCUCGUCAUCCAGCAGCUCAUGUCCAUGGAACAGGCUCCCAAGGACAUCUGUGUCCACGCUGGCUUCUGUCCCGCUACGAAGAAGACCGUUCCCAUGAUGAAGCUGCAGGCUGCCAAGACUGUAAUUGCCGCCAAGGCUUUUCCUGCUGCCAAGCUUUUCCCCGCCACCAAGGUCGAGUCUGCUCCCGUCAAGUCCGCUAAGGCCAUGGUGCAAGUCCGCGAGUCCCCAAAAUGUGCCAUCUGUGAGUUUGCGAUGAAAGAGUUGGAGUCUCUCUUGGAGGAUCAGACCACGGAGGAGAAGGUGGUUCAAGCUGUGGAGAAGGUGUGCGCAUAUCUGCCCUCCUCCCUGAGCAACCAGUGCAAGGACCUGAUUGACACCUACGGCCAGGCCAUCAUCGAGCUUCUGAUGCAGCAGGCUGACCCAAAGACCAUCUGCACCAUGUUGGCACUCUGCAACGAGGAGGGACGGGCUGUUGUCACUGCACUCGACCCGAAUGACUUUAAGAACGGCGGCUACUGCCAGGUAUGCAAAAUGGCCGUCAGCUACAUCGAUGGCAUUCUGGAGGCCAAUGCCACAGAGGCACAGAUUGAGGAGGCCGUGAGGAAAGUGUGCAGCUUCUUGCCCGACUCUCUCCAGACCGAGUGUGACCAGAUGGUCGCACAGUACGAGCCGAUGCUCAUCCAACUGCUGCUGCAGAUGCUCGACCCAGACUUUGUGUGCAUGAAAAUGGGGGCCUGUCCCGAGGCCGUGCGCAGGCUGCUGGGGACGGAGCAGUGCAGCUGGGGACCUGCGUUCUGGUGCAAGAACGCAGAGACAGCGUCUCGCUGCAACGCGGUGGCCCACUGCAGACGCCACGUGUGGGUAUAGAGGGAGCAAAUUGACCUGUGGGGGACUGAAAUGUUCCUCACUUUUUUUUCUUUUUUUCAUGACUGCAAUUGUUUAAAUUAACUUUGAUAUUUUGAAUAAUGUCGCAAUGGUAAGGGACGGAUUUUUUUUGAGGAGGCGUGACUAGUCCCAAAGCUUCACUUGUUCACUUUCCAGCUUUACGUCAUUUAGGUUUUACUUAACGUUUCUUCCUGGGUGUAAGACUGUAUAAUUUUUAACCCAAAGCAGAGUUCUACUGUCCUGAUUAGUCUUUCAACCCAGUCUUUAAUUCACUCAGCUCAAUGUGUCAAUAACGACCGACUGUGUCUGAUCCCUAAACAAAUGUUAUGUAGAGAAAUGUGUUCCUGAAUUGGUUUAUUUGAUCCGCGAGCGUAUCUCCCAUUGUUUGCACACUUCCUACUUUGUAAAUCACUGUUUCUGAUGGACAGUAAGCACCUUUAAUUCGAUAGCUUGUGGUUUGAAGCAAACAGUCUGUCGAUCUGUGCAUUUUAACAAUUAAAGUGAUCAAAAUCCA
Gasterosteus aculeatus aculeatus (three-spined stickleback) is the source of this 2246-nucleotide messenger RNA. The record is from RefSeq and is a predicted model, not a curated record. Lineage: Eukaryota; Metazoa; Chordata; Actinopteri; Perciformes; Gasterosteidae.